This is a messenger RNA of Corythoichthys intestinalis (scribbled pipefish), 9852 nucleotides long. It is a transcript of the gene specc1la, whose product is annotated as sperm antigen with calponin homology and coiled-coil domains 1-like a. The transcript is spliced from 16 exons. Gene Ontology annotation, molecular function: protein binding. NCBI's taxonomy places the organism in Eukaryota, Metazoa, Chordata, Actinopteri, Syngnathiformes, Syngnathidae. The record is from RefSeq and is a predicted model, not a curated record. Gene Ontology annotation, cellular component: filamentous actin; microtubule organizing center. Bases 5739 to 9146 code for a protein of 1135 amino acids. Gene Ontology annotation, biological process: actin cytoskeleton organization.
CAUAUAAACAAGCAUUUUAGUGCAUAAUAUUUGUGUGCAUACUUCUUACUGAGCUGUAGAAAUUUUGUAUAUAAGUGCUGAGAACAAUCUGUACUGUUUGUAAAGUGGGGCACACUGUUGAUUGCUGCAGCUCUCUUUGCAGCUAUAUUUACCAUAUAAGCAAAACAUCCUAUUUGUGGUCCGAGUCCAUCUGUAACAUGUACUGAAUUAACAGUAUUUGCAGCAUUAUCUAUAGUCACUGGUAUGGAUUGAUUUGGCCUGCUUAACUUCCAUUCAGUCAUGGCGGUUUCUAAUUCAUCAAUGGACAAUAUGGCGUCGCUCUGGGCUCACGCAGCUAAUGGCAUGGGAUCUAAUGUAGCACAUCUAGGUUUCUAUUUGAUCAUAUCUAGUGUGCGCGCUGCGCCGCUAGAGUGUUUUAUGGCCACAGAAGUCACUUCUGCUCAUUACUGCACAACACCAGUAUAUGACAUUCGACUUUCAUAAACAGAACGAGUUUGAAGUACGCCGCUCUUAAUUUGCCACUCAUUGUUCAUCAUGAAACCAUGGGUUUGCUUAGUCUCCCACAGUCUUAACCUUUCUGAUCCCAUCGGCCCUCCAACAACAGGCGUUAGCUUACGCAUGCUAAUCGUUUGUGAAUGCCAUGUUAGAUGAGCAGCGUAACAUCCCGGAUAUGCGUUGUAGUUAACAUCCUUAAUAUUGAAAUCGAAGGUGUUAAUUUCGUUUGGUAAAUUCGAGACAAAGACAUACAAAUGUCAUGCAUCGGGAUUUGGGAAGUUAGCUCACGUGGGGAGGACCGUACAUUUGCGUCCAAGUGAUGCCAGUAGAUGGUAUCGGCGCCCUAAAUGUUGGUACUCGUCGAUACCGAUACCACCAAUUCGGGCCGGAUCGGCGCCCCCUGCCGAUACUGGUAUCGGUAUCGGUGCAACUUUACUCUAAACCAAUAAAUACACUGAAAUUAGUUGCUAUUGUCACUGCUGGGAGAACAAACUUUACCCAUCGAAAUCAAAUCAUGAGGUUUGGCUUGCCCUUUUUGCCAUUUUUGGGUCUUUGAAAAUGGCUGACCAAACGCUACUUCAAAAAGGAUAACGUAAAGUGCUAAUUUCUCAUUUAAAACACAUUAACAUUAAAAAUAACCAAUAAAAGCAUGAAAUGUCCGCGACCAAAAAAAUUGCACUUUGUUCUGGUGUUUGUGCAGAUUUUCUUUUUUCCCAGCAGAAAAAAUGCGGGUUAAUCAUAUGACAGUGUUAUACCAAUACCAUUUUUGCCUCCUGAUACCAUACCUGGCUGUUUGGUAUCGGCCCAUACUAUACUGUUUUUUGAAAAAAAUAUAACUUUUCAAACUUUUAAAACUAACUUACUUCAUAUUCACUUUAAAUGCAAAACAAAAAUUCGGGAUGUCCUGAUCCGAUCAUGUGAUCGAAAAUUGGGCCAAUCGCGCAAUUUUUCAGAGGAUUGGAAUUGGGUGAAAAUGGGUUAAAUUGGCCUGUCUGUGUGUGUAUAUGUGUGUGUGGAAGUCAGUGAUGGUAGGCGAAGGAGGGAGGAUUGAAUUCUUAACUUGGCAAGUCUAAUAUUGAUUAAAAUCAGGGCUGUCAACAGACUUGCAGGGGCCCGGGACAAGAGACCAUUAUAGGGCCCCCCCACCUAGCCUUGCUACCGGCUUGUCACGACAACAUACGCAGUACUUUUAACACUUUGCAAGCAAUGACAGUGUACAUUUUCAAAUUAUUUGAGAUGGGCAGUUAACAGACCGUAAUGUGAUGUGACACAAUAUAAACAAACAAUUUCCAUCAAUUGUUCCAUGUAGGCUACAGUAUAAUACAACUGAGAGUUCUAUGCCUGCCUGCCAAGUAACAAAACAGUAUAACUAAACAUCCUGUGCACCUCCACAUCCCUGGGGUUAUCAAAGCCCUCAAACAGUGAUGCGCCUAGAUUUUUUGACAGCAAAGUCAUUUAUAACAUCUGUGAAAUCCAGUUUUUGAGCAAGCUCACGCUCAAUGGAGAGCUUAGCUUGGUUGUUAAAGUGAUCCUCUAACUUAAAUACAUGCAGGCUCUAAUAAACCACAAUUGUUCUCUUGUACUAAAAUAUGUUGUUAGAAACACAUAAAAUGUUAAAUCAGUGGCAAUAUUUUAUAAUAUUUAGUCCAUAUUUUGACCGAUAGUUGACGCCAUGGUUUGCGGGCUCGCACUGAUGACGUCAAUGGGAUCUUGCCAAAUGUGUAGCGUGUUCAACAAUUGCUUAUUGCUGCCUAAACUCGCGAAGUAAAAUGCCACGAUGUGCUGCUUUUGGAUGCAAUUUCCAGUCAAAUGGAAACAAGGGGAGUGAAGUGAGUGGUCAAGGUGGAAUUAUUAUUUUUAGUGAAUAAAUGUGCAUAAGUGGAAGGUUCUCCUCCUUUUUUGGUCCCUGUAUGCACGUAUCCUACCCACCACGCGUUGCAACUGGUGCCCGAACAUGUAUCCUGGAUCCUCAGUCAAGCAAGGUCCCACCGCGUCUGCAAUAUUGGUUUCGGAUCUGUCCAUUGUUUUGAUUCGUCGGUCCCACCGCGGCUUUUCUUAUCAGUCUAUUUUGUGGAAUCGACGGCCUGAUCGCGGCUGGAACAUUGCCGUGGGAUCGGUCUAAUUCCUGGAUCUUCGAGUGAGUAAAAAAUGCGGAUUUGGAUUACUAUUGCGAUCUUUUUUUGUUGACUAUUCUUCGUGGGAGUUUUCCCCAAAUCAUACUAAAUAAUUAAAGCACUAUGGCACGCUACAGUGACGACAGUGACUGACGUGGACCUUACAACAAUGUUGGAGUUCGUCAGGGAACACGGGUUUGCGUACUGCUGAGCUCCCCAGUGAAGAGUGGUCAAGGUGGAAAUAUUAUUUUUUGUGAAUAAAUGUUCAUAAGUGGACGCUUCUCCCCUUUUUGGUACUUAUAUACACGUAUCCUACCUACCACGCGUUACAAUGUACAAGACAUGGAUUACACAAGGUGUGCUCUUUGGCCUGUACUGUAUGUAAAGCACACGACAGCUCUGGAUGCUAACAAUCUACAUAAUUAUACUGGGAUGUUUGAAAACGCAAUAUGCUUACCUUGAAUAUCUGCUAAUAAAACCGGAGUUCCCAACUCUCUCGCUCCCAACCCGAGUUCCCAAUAGCACUCUGUCGCUCUGUUGCCAUUGAGACAGCGAGUGCAUCACCAGUUUUGCCCAACUUUUGUCUGAUCAGGUAUUUGCUGCACGCAUUUUUCCCUGAAGCUCGUCUUGUGAACGACCGACAGUGCUGUCCUGCUCUUCACUUUUCAGAUCUGGUUCAAAUAGGAAGGGUAGAACUGACGACAUGUUGGGAAAGCUAACUAUUGACACGCUGGAAUUUUGGCAUCGGGGCCAGUGACGUCACGCACUGCGACGUAACAAGAAUGGCGACCUAUCACUUAAAAUAAUUUUACAAACUUUAUUAAAACAAAAACAUCAAGAGGGGUUUUAACACCAAAUUAUGAUAACUCAUACUAACAUUUAUCUUAUAAGAAUUACUUGUCUUAAAAAUAGAGGAUCCCUUUAAGCCUGCCCUGUUAUAUGGUGGAGCAUAAGGAGUUUUUUAUUACUUUCAUUUUACUGAAGGCUCGCUCUCCUCCAGCUACAGUCACUGGCAAAGACAAGAAAAUGAGUAGCAGUGUGCUACGAGUGUGCACAUGUGUAACAGUGUGCUUCGUAUUAGCGUUUGCUAUAAUACACAGUGGGUUGUAAACCCAAGAUAAAUCCAGCCGCCGGACCAGAGUCUGUUCAGCCUCGCGCACCUGCUCCCCACAGACUAACAUAUAUCCUUGAUCUCCCAUCACCUUCUCUCUCCUCGGCUCAACGCGAGCAGCAUGUCUUGUCAUACCACAGCUCAACAGGCUACAAACGGCCGGUGACAGACUCGAAUCAGGCUUUGGUCACAGUGAUCGCGAAUGUAAACGUUGUGUUAGCGGCUGUUGUUCACUUACCGACAUCACCGUCCACAGCCAACUCUAGCCCUAAUUCUCUGACUUCUUGUCCCCCUUUUAAAGCAUCAUUUUUUUCUCGUUCACCUCUAUGAUUUUUAUCUUUUUUUUUUUUUUUUUUUUUUUUCUCGGCGCACCCGAUUUAUGACGACUCGCCAUGUUUAGAGUUUAUAACAGUGACAGAUUUUAAUUUCCCGCUUCAUGGCACGUAUGUAGUGUAGCCUUGAGUGCGCCAGAGCGGGGUCAAACCAUUCUCUGCUAAGACAGAGGGGGUGGGGGGACGUUGUUCAAAAAAAGGAAAAAAUAUGGAUUUGAAAUAUUUUUUUUAAGUACUGUAUUGACCCGAAUAUAAGACGGUGUGUUUUGCAUUGAAAUAAGACUGAAAAAGGAGGACUCGUCUUAUAUUCGCGGUCUAGACAUUAUACCCAUUCACGACGCUAGAUGGCGCCAGAUAUCAUUGAAGCGAAUGCUGAACUUGAGAAGUUAUGUUCGGUCUUGACAGAUCUCAGCUACUCUCACGUUUAACCAGUUUGCAUUAUUUUAUUGCAUUGUUUUUCCUUAUUCAGAUUUGUUUCAAGACUACAGUUACAGUUAGACCUCACUUUGAUGGUUAAUGCAGUUAUUGCAAUUUUGUUGGUUUUAUCACAAUAGAUUGUUUUUUUUACAUUUAAAAAACCAGAAGCCUUCAUUUACGAAUGUGAUUGCACUUUAGUUUACAUAUUUAAAUGUUCAGAUAUUAAGAUUUGAAUGAGGCAAAAUAACAUGCUUUUUCUUAUAUAGUUAUAAUCAUUUGUUUCAGAUGUACUGUAAUUAUUUUCUGUAUAAAAAUUAAUUCUGUGUUCAAAAAGUCUUUUUUCAAACUUGAGUUUUGAAAAAGAGGGGCUGGUCUUAUAAUCAGGGCCGUCUUAUAUUUGGGCCAAUACGGUAUAUAUCAAGUAGAACAUGAUAUUUAAUCAGACAAGGAUUUAAAUAAAAAAAUAUGUGAAUGUAAAGUAAAAUAAAUUAAGGGUCAUUCAGGGGCCCCUAUGGACCUGAGGCCCGGGAUAACAUACCCGGUUGCACCCCCCGCCCAUCUUUCAACGAGCUUGAUUAAAAUAUAAGUAUUCAGACAGUAUUGCGGCAUGUGCAUUACACUGAAUUGUCACAUCUAUUAUUUCUGUCUCAAGAAUAUUUUGAUUGACCUGGGAGAGUUUUAAACUUCUGUCUGGCCCAUCCUUGAACACCCUCUCAAGGUCAUUGAGGUCUUUUACCCUUGCAUUACUUUGAGGCAUGGCAAAUAUGCUUCGAAAUACUUUAAUUAUGAUACAUAAAUAAUUCUUUACUUUUCCCACAUUUGUUGGAUAUUUGUGAAUAUUCACAAUCUGAAAAUUUCAAACACAUUGCAGCAUUUCUAAUACAUUGUACAGUGCAUUUAGGUAAAAUAAUUAAAAAGUCUGCUUCUGUCCAAACUGCGUGACUUUUUAAAUUCCCACGUCACGUUUGGUAGAAAGUGAAAAAAGGUUCAGAAGUUGUCUGUCCCAUGAGGUCACAAGGAUUAUUCCCUCUGUUUGCACUGUAAUCCCACACUCGCUUGUCAACAAUAUGGUUCUGUGUGACUUGCGAAAGUAUUUAGUGUCAGCAAGAGUUGAACAAUGUUUCCAAUGCUUCAUAAUUUAAGCAUGCUAGUUUUCCGCUUCAUGUUCAUCGUGUUUACUCUACAUGUGAAGAAGUUCCCUGUGUUUAUCUGUCCAUGCUCCUUUGUUUUUUUUUCAUCUGAUUUACAAUUUUGUUUCAUUUUGUUUGCAUGAGCCGUGACUCUACGAAAGCUUCCAGUCAACUGAGACGUAAAUGUUUCGGCACAAGAAAACUCAGUAUGAAGAAGUCAGUCCGGCCUGUGGGGAGUAAGGUGACUGCUGAUCGAGGGAAGGCCGAGUCCGCAUCCACCACUGGAACUGGAAAGCCUGCAGCCAAAACCAACAGUGCCGCACCGCUGCCGAAGGUGAAGAGCAGUGAUGAUCUUUUAGCAGCAAUGGCUGGCGGGAAUCCUGUUUCAAGUAAUGCUGUCAGCAAAACUAAGAGAACCGCCUCAAUCGGUACAACUGCAAACACAGGCGACAAGCAAAAAGCAGCAGCAGGGUCUUCAACCAAGCGUAUGACAUCAUCAACAACAAAAGAGCCAAAUUCUUCACGGGACCGUCUUCGGACAUCCAGGACGUCAGCUAAUAGGAAGCAGCUUGUCUCAGGGAUAGCAGCAGGUGAUGCGGUCUCAAAACGCUCUCGUGGCCAGAUCUCAACCGAGUCUGAGAGCCGUAUGAGCAAGUCCAAAUCAGAUGGCCAGAUCAGCGAUAAGGUGGCAUUGGAGACAAAAGUCAAUGACCUUCUAGGUCUUGCCAAGAGCAAAGAUGUAGAGAUUUUACAUCUUCGCAGUGAACUGAGAGACAUGAGGGUCCAGCUUGGCAUGGAAGGAAAGGACUCGCAGCCGCGGGAAGAGACAGAGGAUGGUGAAAAGCUGCACGUCCCAGCUAUCACAGCAGCUGAUGUAGAGUCGACUUUGCUUUUGUUACAAGAGCAGAACCAAGCAAUCAGAGAGGAGCUUAACCUGCUCAAGAGUGAGAAUCGAAUGCUCAAAGACCGUCUCAAUGCGUUGGGGUUCUCCCUGGAGCAGAGGCUAGAUGGCUCUGACAAGCUGUUCACUUACACGUCCCUAAGCCCGGACUUGGCAGCAGGUAGUGGACACAGUGAGGGUGGAGCAACCCUGACGUCCUCAGUGGAGGGAUCAGCCCCUGGUUCAUUAGAAGAUCUACUCACGGCUCACCAGCAUGGUGGCUCUGUGGACAAUCUGGACAGUGAAUCUAGCGAAGUAUAUCAGGCUGUCACCUCCAGCGAUGAUGCUUUGGACGCCCCUUCUGGAGCCUCCUCAUCAUCUGAAUGCGAGUCUGCCCCCAGCAGAGAGCGUUCCCGUAGGGGUAGCAGUGGUAAUGCCAGCGAAGUAUCAGUCGCCUGUCUUACUGAGCGUAUCCAUCAGAUGGAAGAGAACCAGCAUAGCACCUCUGAAGAACUGCAGGCCACAUUGCAGGAGCUGGCCGAUCUGCAGCAAAUCACCCAAGAGUUGAACGGGGAGAACGAGCGACUCGGCGAGGAGAAGGUCAUCCUCAUGGACUCGUUGUGCCAACAGAGCGACAAACUGGAGCUCUACGGACGACAGAUAGAGUAUCUUCGCUCCACGCUGGAUGAGCAUCACAUUUCGUACGUCCUAGAGGAGGACAUCAAAAGCGGCCGCUACAUGGAGCUAGAACAGCGCUAUGCAGACUUGGCGGAUAACGCCCGCUUCGAGAGAGAGCAACUUCUGGGUGUGCAGCAGCACUUGUCCAAUACUUUGAAGAUGGCUGAGCAGGACAACGCUGAAGCUCAAGACAUGAUCGGAGCAUUGAAAGAGAGGAACCACCAAAUGGAGCGCGUCAUGGACUCUGAGAGACAAGACCGGGUAGCCAUGGCUGCUACGCUUGAUGAAUAUAAAGCGGCAGUGAGCAGUGACCAGGUGGAGCUGAGUCGCUGCCGAGCCCAAUUGGACCAAGAGAGGCAGAGGGUUGCUGAGCUCCUCUCUCUUCACACAGCUGGGGACAAAAAUGACAUCUGCCAGCUUUUGGAAGGUGCCCGACUAGGAAAGGAAGAGGCUGAGGCCAAGGCUGCAAAAUCGCAGGAUGAACUGGAACAAGCUCAAAAUGACCUUGCCUUGCUACAGGACACUCUCAGUAAGCUUGACAGCGAAUACAGAGACUUCCAGCAGCAGGUGCAGCAACAAAUGACAGAGCAAGCGCACGUGCUCGAGAAGCAGCGUGUGGAGCUGCAAGAGAAAGAGACCGAAAUCGUUGACAUGAAAGAAACCAUCUUUGAGCUGGAAGACGAAGUAGAGCAGCACCGAGCUCUAAAGCUGCAUGACAACCUCAUCAUCACCGACCUUGAGAACUCUGUAAAAAAGCACCAAGAUCAGAAACAUGACAUGGAACGAGAGAUAAAGAUCCUUCAUCGCAGGCUCAGGGAGGAGUCGAUGGAGUGGCGUCAGUUCCAAGCAGACCUGCAAACAGCGGUCGUCAUUGCUAACGAUAUCAAGUCGGAAGCGCAAGAAGAGAUCGGAGACCUGCGGCGCCGUCUGCAGGAGGCGUUGGAGAAGAAUGACAAGCUGAGCAAAGAACUAGAUGAAGUCAAAAGCCGCAAGCAAGAAGAGGAGAGAGGCCGAGUGUAUAACUAUAUGAAUGCAGUGGAAAGGGACUUGGCUGCUCUCAGGCAGGGGAUGGGGCUCAGUCGUCGAUCUUCCACCUCUUCGGAGCCUUCGCCAACUGUCAAAACACUCAUCAAGAGCUUUGACAGUGCCUCGCAGGCACCAGCGCCUAGCAGUACUGCCACUGUGACUCCAACAGCACCAGCCACGCCACUACCACGCACCCCUCUCAGUCCCAGUCCAAUGAAGACGCCACCAGCUGCUGCUGUAUCGCCAAUCCAGAGACACUCUGUAUCAACAUCCCUAUCAGCUGCCAAGCCACUCUCAGCCCUCACUGACAAGAGGACCAGCUAUUCAGACAUCUCCAUGUCAUCUGAGCACCUUCUCCGAGGAGCCUCAACCAGUCGACCCCCUUCUGUCCUCCAGAGGGUCCCCAACAUGGAUUCCACUAAGUCAAUUUCAGUUUCCCGCCGAAGUAGUGAAGAGAUAAAAAGAGACAUUGCAGCCCAAGAUGGAGCCUCUUCAUCCUCACUAAUGGCCAUGAGUGCCACUUCCUCUCCGCUCUCACUGUCCUCCUCCUCUCCCACGGCCUCCGUCACACCCACGGCUCGUAGCCGUCUAAGAGAGGAACGUAAGGACCCUCUAUCUGCACUGGCUCGAGAGUAUGGAGGAUCCAAGAGAAAUGCUCUUCUGAAGUGGUGCCAGAAGAAAACCGAGGGUUAUCAAAACAUUGACAUCACCAAUUUCAGCAGUAGUUGGAAUGACGGUCUGGCAUUCUGCGCUGUGCUCCACACCUACUUGCCGGCACACAUCCCUUAUCAAGAGCUGAGCAGCCAAGACAAGAGGAGAAACUUCACUUUGGCGUUCCAGGCUGCAGAAAGUGUCGGGAUCAAAUGCACUUUAGACAUAAAUGAGAUGGUGCACACCGAACGGCCAGACUGGCAGAGCGUCAUGACUUACGUCACAGCGAUCUACAAAUACUUUGAGACCUGACGAGAAUCUGGCACUACUGUUCGAGCUGGGGCGCACCUCAACCCCGACAUUACAACUGUACCUCACUGGAUACCACUUUCGCCAUCGCUCGCAUAGCAUGUUCAACCUCUUCAGUAGUUUGCGACACCAUGACUAGGUCUAAAUUUGAAACGAAGAUCACAGACAUAUUGCCAAUAUGCAGUAAAGCCUUGAAGUCAACCAAGUAUGUACUGAAGAAACGCGCCUCGGUGCCUUCCGCUUGGAUUUUCGUUUUGCAAGCAAUUUUCUACACUUUGUUUGAUCAUUUAGCAAGCAACAAAAGUACAAGGCCCAAAGCUUCUCUACUUUUAGUAUAAACAUCUGCUACAAAUAUAUAACAUAUCAGCACCCUUAGAAUUCCCUUAAACCUUUGAAUAGAACUCAGGCAGUUUUUUUUGCAGUAUUCCAGAUGUUCAUAUAUGCUUCAGAUGCCUUUGUUUGAAAGGGUAAAGUGCCUGUGUGAUGACUGAUGCUUGACACCAGCUCAGCUCCCAUGAAAGCCAAAACCUGAAGAGUGUCUUUUCACUAUAGCAUGUGAAGAUCAGGAGUUGUCUGAUAGUGAACACGAUGUUCGCUUUUUUUUUUUUUUUUUAACUUAAAUAAGCUAGUUACUGUGUCGGACAUGCUUUUAUCAGAUGGUGACUGUCUCAUUUAGAAGCAUAAGUAACAACACACUAAUAAUAGCUUA